Sinocyclocheilus anshuiensis is the source of this 1027-nucleotide messenger RNA. Its product is annotated as regulator of G-protein signaling 7-like. Gene Ontology annotation, biological process: regulation of G protein-coupled receptor signaling pathway; positive regulation of GTPase activity. NCBI's taxonomy places the organism in Eukaryota, Metazoa, Chordata, Actinopteri, Cypriniformes, Cyprinidae. The record is from RefSeq and is a predicted model, not a curated record. The transcript has 4 exons. Bases 1 to 330 code for a protein of 109 amino acids. Gene Ontology annotation, molecular function: GTPase activator activity. Gene Ontology annotation, cellular component: cytoplasm; plasma membrane; neuron projection.
AUGUUGAAAUAUUUUUUGUCAAAUCUGUGCAGGUUCUGGCUGGCGGUGCAGGAGCUGAAGAAGCGCCCGAUCCGGGAGGUUCCCAGCAGGGUGCAGGAGAUCUGGGACGAGUUUCUGGCUUCUGGAGCUCCGAGUGCCAUCAACGUCGACUCCAGGAGCUACGACAAAACCACGCAGAACAUCAAGGAUCCCGGCCGAUACGCUUUCCAGGACGCUCAGGAGCACAUCUAUAAACUCAUGAAGAGUGACUCCUACAGCCGCUUCAUCAGAUCCAGCGCCUACCAGGAGAUGCUGCAGGCCAAGAAGAAGAAAAGCAAGAACCUUUUCUAGGGUCUGAAGCUCAGAUGCCGUCAGCAGGCGAAGCGCUUGUAAAAUCAUGCAAACGUCACGUUACACGUCUGUACAUUAAUGCUGAUGAUUAUACCGAGCAUGAGCCGAACACUCUGGACCUUCUCCAGGACUUUCAGAAGAGCCAUGGAUCCUCCGGAGAAUCACUCAUUCUGUCAGCGCUCACGCUUCUCACUUUCUCUCCAUCUCAGCUCUUAGUUAUUUUUAUAUCUAAGAACAUGUUUUGUUUUCUGCAAGCUUUGCUUCUGUAAGUGUGUACAGAUCUGGAGAAUCAGCGUGAUUUAUGAUGAGAACUCAUACAGUCACUGCCGCUUGAUGGACGUGAAAUAAUGUACAGUGUGGACUGUAAUGGAUGCUAAUAAUAAUAAUAUUUGGACACCUAUAAUUUACCAUCUGUACAUUAAACAUGACGCACCAUCCAUAAGGUAAUGUUCAUUUAUGGACUCAAUAAGAGAGAUGAUAACGUGAUGUGAUUUAUGGACCCUGAGCAACACGGAGCUGAGAUCUGCAUCAUACAGUGUUUCAUUUGAGUUCUGUUUCUUCAGAAAACGACUGCGAUCCAAAGAUUAUGAGCGGAGAGAAACGACCAGCUCAUCCGGUCUGGGUUCCUGCGUUUAUGAUAUAGAUUCUGUACAUAAUUCCACAGUUACAUAAAUAAAGGGACUGGAGAUGAAAGUGA